CACAAAAUGAACCCACCAAGAUUGGUUGCUUGGAAAAGCGAGGAAGACCUUAUAAAACUCAGGCAUUGGUUCUACGACUUUAACGAGCAUCUGGAUAACCGCAAAUUAGCCAUAAACUAUGUUAACAUUUUGAGAUCAAGAAACCGAUUACCACAUUCAAUCGAAUCGACUUCUCAACUAACUGCAUCAAUUAUAACCGAUAGUAUUAGCUUAAAUGGCAGUGAUGCUUACAAUUAUCAUGCCAAUGCCAUAACUUCAGUCAAAUUAUCAUAUUCCAUGGCGUUGAUAAGAUUUGUCAAUGGUAUUUUAGAUCCUCUACAGCAGUCUGUUUAUGCUAUACCUUUGUCAACAUUGGCGAGACAUCAAAAGUUACCUCAAUUUUUUGUAGAAAUUAGACAUAUGUCAACUCAUGAAACACUACCUGAUAUACAAUUAUUAAGAGAUAUAACUCAAAAGGCGUUGGCUUGGUUAUAUGACAAUUAUUGGUGCUUUUGUGGUGUUAAAAACACCGAGAAUAAGUCAAAUAAUGAUGCUGAUAACAAUAAAAAUAAUAAUAAUAAUCUAGUAAAGGAAGAUCCUGUAGUUAAGAUUAAUGAUAAUUAUAUUAAGCAAAUUAAUAGCUUGAAGCAAAAUUUAAAACUUUACAAAUCUUUUAAAAAGGAAAAUCUAUUAAAAGUAGUUAAAAUCGGAGAUAAUUCAACCUCAGCUAAAAAUUAUUGGAAUAAUUUAAACAAUAUUUUAAUAUUCACAAAUUCAAAAGAAUUACUGAUCAAAAAUCAAUUUGUAUUAAUGAAUUUAUUGAUUUUUAAAAACAUAUUAAUUCCAAAUAAAUCAUUGUAUAAAAAAAAGAAAAUAAUUCCAUUUAGUCAGAUAAAACUAUUGAAUUUAAACUUUUUGGAAUUUUUAUUUAAUAAUAAAAAAUUAAAUGGUAAUUUUAAUUUCUUUAAUAAUUUCUUUAAAUUUAUUUUAAUUAAAAUCGAGACAUUUAAACUUUCAAUACAUUUAAACAAUCAAUUGACUCUAUUUAAAAAGUUUUUUAAAAAGAUUGAUUUUGAAAGUAAUAAAGUGACUGCAGUUGAUGAACUUUUUGGAAACAAUGCGCCAAUUGAAAUUCUUGAUUUCAAAUUCAAUUCAGUUGCAGAAGUAAACUAUUCAUUGAAAUAUUUGAAGUUUUUUUUAAGCAACAUCCAAUCGGACUCCAAUUUCAAGAAAAACUAUUAUUCUAACUAUAUCAACAUAAAUAACAGCAAUGGCAAUGACCUAAUAGCUAAGUCUAAAUUCUGGAUUGAUUUGGAUGAAAUUUUAUCUUUUUUACAAGAAUAUGAAACCUCUUAUAAUCAAGACCUUUUGAAUCAUAUUAAAUCCGAAAUAGUGUCAUCUCAAAAAAGCAGCAACAAAGCUGCAAAAACCAAUAAAAAUUUAAUAGAAAAAAUCGAUGCGAUUAUAAACAUGCAAUCAUUGAAAAGCAUACCGAAUAAAAGAUUGUCCUCUGAAAUGGAUUAUGCAGAUGCAAAUGAAGAUGGCAAAAUCAAAUUGGAACAAAAUCAAGAAGCAAAAAAGGCCAAUAAUGAUACUGAAGAUAACUUUGAAAAGGAUUUGCAAAAUUUAAGAAAAAGAAUCAAGCUAAUCGCAUCUGAUUCGCUAACCGAAGAAACCAACCAAGAAAACGAAAACAAAGAAAACAGCAAAAGCACGGCAGAGUUCUUUUUGGAGUUGCACGAAAAUUGGCAGAUCACUCCCUUUGGAGUCACAAUAUAGUAGCCAAUAUUAGCAGCUAAUUGUAGGAGAAACACAGGUUCCAGCAAAAAAGCUUCAGAAACCUCAGAAGAACCUGAGAAAAACAGUGCCAGCAUUGUUCCAACAGCUCGGGAUUUGGUGUUGCGCAUAUUUAUGUAUAUAGAUGAGUAUAUGCACAGUUUCAUGCGUUUUUCAGCAUCAGGAAUGUGGAUAAAGAAGUCCCCAGUUUUUGGCGACGUAUGUUUUUUCGAUUAGGCUAAAAGUAAACAAG
This is a messenger RNA of Ascoidea rubescens DSM 1968, 2008 nucleotides long. It is a transcript of the gene LAS1, whose product is annotated as rRNA-processing protein LAS1. Lineage: Eukaryota; Fungi; Ascomycota; Saccharomycetes; Ascoideales; Ascoideaceae. The coding region runs from base 7 to 1758 and encodes 583 amino acids. Gene Ontology annotation, biological process: maturation of LSU-rRNA; maturation of 5.8S rRNA. The transcript has a single exon. Gene Ontology annotation, cellular component: Las1 complex; preribosome, large subunit precursor. The record is from RefSeq and is a predicted model, not a curated record. Gene Ontology annotation, molecular function: endonuclease activity.